AUGCUUUCGAGAAAGCCUGGCGACAGAGAGAUCAAACUUGCAAGUUUGAGCACGGAUUGCCUCUUGAGAUGGUUCCACCUCAUUGAAACGUCGCCAAAGCGAUUCGUCAGCCAAGAGCAGGGGCAGCUGAUUGCAAAUACAGGUUACUCUUUUCAACGAUUGGCCCGAGCACUGGCUCAGUUUGCUGUGACAGCUUCGGUAAUGCGAUGGAAACUUUUGCCAAAAUUUCAUGUCUACACUCACUUGCUCGAGGAAUCCCUUUAUCGGGGUGAAAACCCGAGGGGGUAUCACUGCUUUGAAGAUGAGGACAAUAUCGGGCGAUGGAAAAAACUGUGCAACGGCACACAGGGAUCGCUGAUGGAAUUCCGAUUGCUCAGUCGUUACCUCCUACGGCUCGGUGCCGCCCCGAAGCGAUGA
Messenger RNA from Symbiodinium sp. CCMP2592, 417 nucleotides. The record is from the annotation of a GenBank genome assembly. NCBI's taxonomy places the organism in Eukaryota, Dinophyceae, Suessiales, Symbiodiniaceae.